Messenger RNA from Dictyostelium purpureum, 1704 nucleotides. RefSeq lists its product as uncharacterized. Bases 1 to 1704 code for a protein of 567 amino acids. The record is from RefSeq and is a predicted model, not a curated record. Gene Ontology annotation, molecular function: hydrolase activity. Lineage: Eukaryota; Evosea; Eumycetozoa; Dictyosteliales; Dictyosteliaceae. The transcript is spliced from 2 exons.
AUGAUAGUUAUUGGUAUAGUUGGAUUCUUUUCAUCAUUUUCAGGGUGGGGAUAUCUCUCAUAUAAAGUUACAAUUUUAUUAUCAGUUUUUGUAUUGGCUGGUUUUACUAUAUUCCAACUUGUAAAUUUUUAUAAAGAAGAUAUUAAAAAAAAAGUAAAGGAAAGGAAAUAUUAUUUAUAUUCAAAGAGCAGGGUUGAUCCAAGGAUAUCGUUAAUGGGAAGGAUCAAGAUUCAGAUUCUCAAUUAUUUCAAUGAUGUGAUUUCAACUAUACAAUUCAAACCUAGGCUAUCUUUUCUUUUAGUUGGAUCAUCAGUACUAUUGGGAAUGUUUAUACCGUUUGCUCUCGAUAAUCUUUGUAUUUGUUCUCAGCCCAUAACAGUCUCGACUAGAUUAACAAGAGCUUUUCAAGAGUCUUAUUGUAAAGAUAAGGAAAUUUGUUUUGUUUAUUUAACUUUGCCCGAAGAUCCAUCAAACUCAAUGAUUUUGCAAGUCCACACAAGAAAUGAACCAAUCGAAACUACUGUUCGAUUAUCAAAACUAGACUUACCUAGUUCUCACCCGGUGGAGUGGAAAACAAAUAGUUUCAUAUCAGUUUCAGAAAUUAUUAAAGAAGAGCCGCGUUUUGUUAGCUAUAUUGAAUUUAAUAGUCUCAGUGAAUCUACAAAUUACAAAUUUAACUUUACCAUUACCACCAAAGAUGGUCCAAUUAAAUCAGUCAAUUAUGGGUUUAAAACAUUUUCAAGUGGAGUGGGUGAUGGAGGACUAAAAUUUAUAGUUGGUGGUGAUUUAAAUUUAAAUAGUGACGCAACUGAUUUAGCUCGAAUAGGUAAAGAUUUUAAUCCAGAUUUUGUAGUUAUUGGAGGUGACAUAGCAUAUGAAAAUGGAAUAGGAUCUUGUUAUAGGAGAUGGGAUGAAAAAAUCAAUUUUUUAACACAAUAUUUUUCAUAUGAUCAACAAUAUAAUAGUAAUAACAACAACACUAAUAGCAAUAACAAUAGUUUUAUUAAAUUUUUAACGCCGCUGUUAAUGUCAAUAGGUAAUCAUGAAAGUGGAGCAUUCUUUCAAACUCAUGAUCAAGUUCCAUUUUAUUUUAAAUAUUUUUUAUUUAAUAUUGGAGACUCAAAGAAACCAGUUAAAGAAAGAUUGUCAUACCAUAUUCACAAGCUACCAUUUGGAAUAAGUUUAGCAUCAUUGGAUAGUUGUGUAGUUUCAACGUGGGACCAGCAAACUCAGUGGCUAGAUAAUCAAUGGUCAAAUGAAAAAUAUAAUAAUACCAGCAAACUUGUGGUUUAUCAUCAUCCAAUUUAUACAUCAAGACGUAAUAUUAAUGACAAAAUACCGACAAUGGGCCAAAAAUCAAUUGUACCUCUAUUUGACCAUUACAAAGUGCCAUUUGCAUUUGAAAACCACGAGCAUUUAUUCAAAAGAACAAAACCGCUUUUCAAUAAUAAAGCAAUAAAUAUAAAUAAUAAUAGUAGUUUAAAUUCCAAAUUGGGAACAGUAUAUGUUGGUGAUGGAUCAUGGGGAACAUCAAAAUAUAAUAGGAAGCCUCAAGAAGCAUCUGAAAACACAUUGCCUUGGUAUUUAGCCAAGAGAUCUGAAAUAAACCACCUCUGGUUUGUUACCAUAAGUAAUCAGGAAAUAAUAGUAGAGGCAUUUUCGCCCGAUAAUAAUAAAAUAGAUAGAGUCGAAUAUUAUAGAUAG